Messenger RNA from Penicillium olsonii, 1644 nucleotides. NCBI's taxonomy places the organism in Eukaryota, Fungi, Ascomycota, Eurotiomycetes, Eurotiales, Aspergillaceae. The record is from the annotation of a GenBank genome assembly.
AUGGGGGACUCCAAAGACAACCUCGUCCAGCUUGCAAGCGUGUACUGCCCACAGAUCGACCCGGCCCUGUUUCAGGCGAUUGUUCUAGACUAUGACUUAGCAGACCCAGACCAGGUUGCACAGUUGCGUGAGAUCCUGGACGUUGUUAAGACUUCUGCCAUCGAGCAAGGAAAUCUGCCGUUUGAUCCAACGGGAACCACCAAUCUUAGAAUUGAUGAAUGCGCAGGUUCACCACGCACGGAAACCCCCGCCGGUGCAAUACAUCCUGACACCCUCCUGCCCUCCAUCGAGUAUCUUGAUUUGGACAAUGAUGGCUUUAACUGCAUCAGUGAUGGCAACAGUGGGGUCAAUGCAUCUCGGCGUGCACAGAUUUCUUCGGGCAUGACCAGUGCCGAGAAAGCUCAGAGCUUGAUCAGCAUGUUCCCGAGUAUCACCCGGCUAGAGGCUGAGAGUAUCCUCGGGGACUCUCGCGAUGAUCUAAGUCGUUCAAUGGAUGUUCUGUUGAACCUUGCUUUCAUCGAAGAGACUAAGAUCGCCGGGGACGCUUCCCAACAAGCCGAGAUUGCCCAGGGAUUCCGUCAGCCUUUGGCCCUCAAGUCAAUUGAUGGAUUUGAAGCCAAGGAAAGUGAAAACGGCAACAAGAAAAGCCGCAGAAAGAGAAACAAGCAGCGUAAGCAGAACGUCGUGGAUCUGGCUGCAGAGGCUACCACUGAGCCUGUGACGAACAAAUGGGAGACUGGCGCGAAGGACAUCGAUUUCAUUGCCUCGCGCGCUUGCGAUCUGUCGAGAGAGAAAGUUGCCUCGACCUAUCACGCCAAUUCCAUGUCUCUUUGCGCGACGCUGCGAGUCUUGGCGAAUGCCCAAGCCCCGGCGGACAUUGAGGAGAUCGAGGAAGACCCGGUACUUGUUACACAAGUGGGAGAUCUCGUCCACAAGUACCCAGCUGUUGCUCCCACGACCUUGGUCGGGUUGAUCAGAAUUGCCAAUGAGAACCUAUCUGCGGCAGAUGAAUUAGCGGAAGCGUUGUCACGUCGGCCUGCCCUAAGCUCCAUUUCCAACAUCAUUGCCUUUGUUUCACAACCUCCUGUCAUAGAGGAAGACGAAAAUUCUGCACCAGAAAGAGAGGUAGACAGCUUUGCAGAGGACAUGGACUUUAAUCAGGCGUCAGCGGCUGCCGCUUCCCAUUUCGCGGCUCGAUCGGUAGCCCUGGGGCAGGCAUCACAGUCAGCUCGUCGUGCACGAUCAAACCACCUUUACGGCGGUGCAUCUGCUUAUUAUCGUGAAGUCGGAAACGAGCAGCGGCAACUAGCCAUGCGCCAUACGGCAACUGCUUCUGAUAGGCUCGUGGCGCACCAGUCGAGAAACUGCGACUUGGAUCUGCAUGGUGUGAACGUCGCCAAUGCAGUCAGAAUCUCCCGACAGGGUGUUGAGAGUUGGUGGGAGGCCUUGGGCGACCGUAAGUACGUUCGCGGCGGCGGAAGAGACGUUCACGGGGGCUUCAAGAUCGUGUGUGGUGUUGGCAACCACUCCCAGGACCGUAAGUCUCAUUUGGGGCCUGCUGUUUGGAAAAUGUUGCGCGGCGAGGGCUGGCGUGUGGAGUUAGAUCGGGGCUCCAUGUUGGUGACUGGAAGGGAGCGUCGUUAG